This is a messenger RNA of Anthonomus grandis grandis, 572 nucleotides long. Its product is annotated as complex III assembly factor LYRM7. The coding region runs from base 143 to 502 and encodes 119 amino acids. NCBI's taxonomy places the organism in Eukaryota, Metazoa, Arthropoda, Insecta, Coleoptera, Curculionidae. Gene Ontology annotation, biological process: mitochondrial respiratory chain complex III assembly. The record is from RefSeq and is a predicted model, not a curated record. The transcript has 2 exons.
AUAACUUUUAGGGUUAUGUUUAUUAUUUAUUUAUAUUUUGCCUGAAAAUAUUGCCCCCUGGAAAAAAGAAAUACCUAUUAACAUAAUUAUUUGUGAGUAGGGCUGAUUUCGAAGGGCCAGAGACGAUUUCAGCAAACCCAACAUGUCAAGUGAACUAAGAAAACAAGUUCUUCAAUGCUUUAAGUCCCUUCACCAAGCCAGAAAGUCAGUAUUUAAAGGAGACAUCAGGGCCCUCACAGAGGGAAGAAAAAAGAUAAACGAAGAGUUCAAAAAGCAGAAACAUGUAGAAAACACGGAUUCGAUCAAAGAGCUAAUCAACUAUUCGAAAGCCAUUGAAGAAGAACUAAGAAGCUGCGUGAUACAAGCUAGGGAAGUAGCACCUGGAAGAUUUCAGGCUGAAAUUUCUGAAGAUAUUAAGAAGUUGGAUAACGUUCCUUUUAACGAAGCCUGUUGUCGAGACGAUGGCCCAAGUGUAAAAAAGCCUAAUCGAAAAUGUAGUUAGUAAUAAAUUGUAAGUUAGCGAUUUGUAAAUAGUCUUGUUGUUACUUUAAAUAAAUUUAAACCACGUCAUA